GUUAUUGUUAUUUCUCCACGGCAGCGUGACAGAGAUAUGUCCAUCGAUCACGUGGUUCUUCCUCUGUUUCCGAGCAUUUCCGUGUUUACAUUCCCGGAUCCCUCAUGGCUUUCAUCACAAAGAAGGAUCGUGCUAAAGAAAGAUUCUCGCUGUUGUUGCUGGAUCUGGAGGAACAUUAUUUUGAACAACACACUGCUUAUAAUCUGAGCAACAGCAGUCCAGAGGCGAACAGACGAUCCAGCGGCUCAUUAAAGAUCUGCUCUAAAUCGGUGAUCUUUGAACCCGAUGAUGUGAAGGAGCCUAUUCUAAAGAUUCCCCUGAAAGACUGCGACGGGAUCGCGGCGCUGGAGGAGUCGGCACACAACCCGUUUAUAGAAAGUGAACCUGCCUGCAUUCUUAUAGAAACCAAGCAGAUUUAUCUAAUUAAAGAAGAAAAUGCGGUUGCUCCGUAUAAAUACAAAAGGGGAGAAAGAAAGGUCGUGUUCCAGUUGGAGGCGAACAGAAAAACGGAGGAUGUUGUUCAGAUGUUGUUACAGUUGCACAGAGCGUCGCGUCUGGAAAAACUGGGCGAUCAGACGGCAAUGAUUGCUGCUAUAUUGCAGUCCCGGUUGGCAAGAACGUGUUUUGAUAAGAACAGUUUUCAGGACGUGGCCGAACACCCGCACAUGGAGUGUGUGGCGGAAACGGUUUCUCCUUUGGUGACGAACGCCGGACACGUUUGCAUCAGCGAUCGCAAUCUUUACUUCCAGCCGCUGAACGGCUAUCCGGAUCCAGUGGUUCAGAUCGAGUUACACAGUGUGAGACGCAUCUACAAACGGAGACACGGACUGAGGCCUUUGGGCCUUGAGGUGUUUUGCACAGAGGAUGAUCUGCGCUCGGAUAUAUACCUGAAGUUCUACAGCACUAAAGAGAGAGAUGAGCUUUACUACCACAUUGCAACUAUUCUUGAGAACCACGUAGCGGAGCACACGGCAGAGAGCUUCAUGCUACAGUGGCAGAGAGGACACAUCUCCAACUAUCAGUACCUGCUCCACCUCAACAACCUGGCGGACCGCAGCGUCAACGACCUCUCGCAGUACCCGGUGUUCCCCUGGACCGUCAGCGACUACAGCAGCGCUCAGCUGGAUUUGCUGAAUCCUGCUUCAUUUCGAGAUCUCAGUAAACCAAUCGGAGCGUUGAACCCCGAGAGACUGGAGAGAUUACUGGAACGCUACAGAGACAUGCCUGAGCCUCGUUUCAUGUACGGCAGUCAUUAUUCAUCACCUGGAUAUGUGCUUUUCUACCUCGUCAGAGUGGCUCCAGAACACAUGCUGUGCCUGCAGAACGGCCGCUUCGAUCACGCCGACCGCAUGUUCAACAGUGUUGGAGAGACGUGGAAGAACUGUUUAGAGGGAGGCACUGAUUUCAAAGAGCUGAUUCCCGAGUUUUAUGGAAGUGACAGCAGUUUUCUGAGGAAUCUUCUGGGUCUGGAUCUGGGCCGGAGGCAGGGAGGAGGACGAGUGGAGAGUGUUGAUCUUCCUCCGUGGGCUUCAGAUCCGGACGACUUCUUGCAGAAGCAGCGUCUGGCUCUGGAGAGUCCGUGUGUGUCUGAGCACCUGCACGAGUGGAUCGAUCUGAUCUUCGGAUAUAAGCAGAAGGGCAGCGAGGCCGUGGCCAGCCAUAACGUGUUCCACCCGUUAACAUAUGAGGGAGGAGUCGACUGCGACAGUAUUGAGGACCCGGAUCAGAAAAUAGCCAUGCUAACUCAAAUCCUGGAGUUUGGCCAGACGCCCCGCCAGCUCUUCGUCACUCCUCAUCCUCAGAGGAUCACUCCUCGCUUCCACAGCCUGUCGGCGACCGUCAGUCUCAGCAGCUGCGAGCUCUCGCCAGUGUCUCCUAGCAUGGACUCGUUUGAGGACCUGACUGAGGAGAGCAGGAAGAUGGCCUGGAGCAACAUGAACAAACUCGUAUUGCAGUCGCGCCACAAAAUACACAAGGAGGCCGUGACGGGCAUCGCCGUGACCCUCGGUGGAGAUGCCAUCUUCUCCACUUCUCAAGAUUCCACACUAAAGAUGUUCUCCAAAGAGAACGGCCUGCAGAGAAGCGUGUCCUUCUCCAACAUGGCGCUGUCCUCCUGCCUGAUGCUGCCUGAUGACGAGAUCGUCGUGUGCUCGUCCUGGGACAAUAAUGUCUAUUUUUACUCGAUAGCGUAUGGAAGAAAGCAGGAGACUCUGAUGGGUCAUGAUGAUGCAGUUAGUCAUAUUUGCUGGAGGGACGACAAACUUUACACGGCAUCCUGGGACUCGACUGUGAAGAUCUGGAAGUGUGUAGCGGCCGACGUGUCCAGGAACAAGCGCACCGGGUUCGAUCCGCUCGCUGAGUUUGAGCACGAGGCCGGGGUCAACUGUCUAGACCUCAGCCCUGCGGGAACACUGAUGGCGACGGGCACUAAAGAGGGAACGCUCACUGUGUGGGACAUGACCAGUACUGUGCCUCUCAACCAGCUCAGCUGCCAUACUGGGAGGAUCCACCAGCUGGCCUUCAGUCCAGACAGCAGGCAUAUCUUGAGUGUCGGCGAGGACUCGUGUUUGGCGGUGACGGAUGUGCAGACUGGAAUGCUCAUCGCUACUGUACACGCCGAGCAGGAGCAGAGGUGCUUCUGCUGGGAUGGAAACACUGUGUUGUCUGGAGGGACGACAGGAGAUCUCAGUGUGUGGAACCUCCUCAGCAGUAAAGUCAUCCACACGAUCCCUGCUGCUCACUCAGGUGCGGUGACGUGUGUGUGGAUGAACGAUCAGUGCAGCUCCAUCAUCACUGGAGGACUGGAUAAACAGAUCAGUCUGUGGAAACACCAGUAUUAACACACACACACACACACACACACACACACACUCAAGUGGACAUUAUUCAGGAUCCGGGGUGUUUUUGGUCAUAGUUCUCUGAGACUUGAACAGAUACAGUAGCAGUUUUAAAUCCGCUGCAACACUUUUACAUUAUUAUUUAGCAUUUUUAUUGUGUUUUAGAACUGAAGAACAUUAAUCAUAAUUGAUGUUUACAUUAAAUUAUAUAUUUGGCUCCUUUUAUUAUAUAACACGUGUAUAACAUCUGUCCUGUUUCCACUUCAACAUGCAUAAAAACAGCAACAAUUCAUAUAAUUUAGUAAAGACAAUCAAUCAGCUAUUAUUGGUUUUUUUUUUAAAUAAUAAUAAUUACCAAAUCAUCAAUAUUAUAAAUCGGAACAUUUCCUAGUCAGCUAUAAUAAUAAAGGUGUCAAGACUUGAUCCCAGAAGAUGAAUUAUGAAGUAUUAAGCAGAUAUUAUAUAUGGAAUAUGUUUAAUGUUCUGCAGUUUUUGAGCCAAACGCAUUUUUUAAUGUGCCUUAGUUUUUAAUCAUAAAAAACCUCUCUUUAAUUAUGCUCGCAUGUUCAGCUAAAAUAUAUGCAUACUAAUUAUUACACUAGUUAUGUAUGAUGAUAUAUUUAAGUGAGGGUUUGAGUAAAACCUUCUGUAAUAUACGGUAAUAAAAUAUAGUGUUACAUCUUGACGGGUUAUGGAUGCAUCUGUAUAUAUUGUAUGCGAACUGUAUAUUUCAUACACUGUUAUUUAUGUCAUGAUAAUAUUCGUUUGAGAAAUGCUCUUCAGUGAAGAACAUUAGUGUGUGAGUUGAGUUGAAAUCACAGGAUUAUGCAAUGAGCACACGAGUUAUGAAGAGACGGUUACGACUGUCCUGUAACCAUCAGAAAUUGCAUUUUCGAGAUAUGUUGAGUGUGUGGACUGCAUGUUUUACUAUAUCAUGUUUAUGGGUUUUUGUUCAUUUCUUCUCAACUGUGUGUUUUUUAACUGCUGGAAAUUAAACGACUUUAAAAAUGUU
Messenger RNA from Pimephales promelas (fathead minnow), 3849 nucleotides. RefSeq names its product neutral sphingomyelinase (N-SMase) activation associated factor (gene nsmaf). NCBI's taxonomy places the organism in Eukaryota, Metazoa, Chordata, Actinopteri, Cypriniformes, Leuciscidae. Gene Ontology annotation, molecular function: protein binding. The record is from RefSeq and is a predicted model, not a curated record.